CCAGCACAGCAACAAAAGAGGAUGCGGAGCUGCGCGCGGGAGCCGAAUCCCGUUAAAAUGCAUGUGUUUUGCUUUACGAGACCUAACACAUAACCAUGUAACAUUUGUCCGUAUUUAUAUGGAUAAAUGAAGUGGCGCAGGAUUCGUUGUAGGAAGCGGGGGGAGAGAGAGAAUGUACUGGGUCGCUGGUUUUGCCUCCUCCCGCUCGUUCGUGGUUGAUCUUGGCCGGAAUCAGAGCCCGUCCCUCGGGUUGUGUUGCUCUGAUGAGCGUCACUUAUUUCAUGGAUACAUAGUAGCCAUCCCUGUGCAGGAUUUCGGCGGGAUCAUGUCGGGUCUGGUAUCGGAUUCCUGGUGGAGGAAGACGCUUUACAUCACCGGAGGUGCCCUGCUGGCUGCGGCUGCGUAUCUGCUGCACGAGCUGCUCUCCAUCAGGAAAGAACAACAGUUGGAUUCUAAAGAUGCCAUCAUCCUUCACCAGUUCUCCAGGCCAAAAAACGGGGUGCCAAGCCUUUCACCUUUCUGCCUGAAAAUGGAGACCUAUCUGCGCAUGGUUGAUCUCCCCUAUCAAAAUUACUUCGAUGGAAGCCUCUCUUCCCAGGGCAAGAUGCCUUGGAUCGAGUAUAAUUACAAGCAGGUGUGCGGGACUGAAUUUAUAAUUGACUUUCUGGAGGAGAAACUUGGUGUGAGCCUAAACAAGAGUCUAAGCGCUCAGGAGCAGGCGGUAGCGCAGGCCAUCACCACCAUGGUGGAGGAACACUUGUACUGGACCAUUGCUUACUGUCAGUGGGUGGAUAAUGUUCAAGAGACUCAAAGGAUGCUGGACUUUCCCGGGCCCCUCAGUGACCUGCUGAAAUGGAUCCUGUGUCAGCUGACUGGUGGCAUUGUAAAGCGAGAGAUGUACUGUCACGGCAUCGGCUGCUUCACUAAGGAGGAAGUUUACACCCUCAUGGAGAAGGACAUGCGCACACUGGCCACACUGCUAGGGGAUAAGAAGUACAUCAUGGGUCCCAAGCUGUCCAGUGUGGAUGCCACGGUGUUCGGUCACCUUGCACAAGCCAUGUGGACACUGCCUGGCACACGGCCCGAGCAGCUCAUUAAAGGAGAACUGAUCAACCUCGCCAUGUACUGUGAGCGCAUACGGAGGAAGUUCUGGCCCGAGUGGUUUGUGGACUUGGAGGACUUUUGUUACGACAGCGACAAUGAUGCUAGCAGCGGGACACCUACCUGCUUGCUGGACCUUGGUCUCUUUUCCAGGACAGACACUUUAGAGGGAAGUGAUCUAAGCCUCCGGUCACACAGUAAUACACACUCGCAAGACUCGGACCACUCCGCACGCUCGCUCUCAGACUCUGACAUUGAAGCAGAUGGCUCGGAUGUGGAGCAGCAGGUCACGGGUAAAAUCUAAUAGAGGUUGCUUUUUAUCUGGUGUAAGAGAGCUUUUUGGGAUGCAUUGUGGCUCCAGAACUCUUAUUGACAUUUUUUGCCUGGAUAAAUCACACUUUGAUUAACCUAAAUAAAAAAAACUAAACGUGUCAGUCAUGGACAUGUACACAUCAAGAUUUACACCACAGAAGUUGGACACAUGUUAAAGAUCCUUCAUUCUCAUCAUUGUAAAAAAAAUUGUCUCCAUCCUUUUCAGAACUGUUUGUUUGUUUCAUUAUGGUUUCUAAUUAGCUUUCAUUUCAAGGAAACAAAUAUUUCAUGGUUUUACAGACCACUUCCCAGACAGCAAGCAGUUUUCGGCCCAGAAUUGGCCCACAUCUGGUCCGCAUGGAUUUCACGUGGGCCAGAUGUGAGCCAGAUCUGGGCCGAAACUGCUUGCUGUCUGGGUUUUGAUGUCUCUUUUCUCUCUUACUUGAAUCAAAAAUUUGCUCCAGAACAGAAUCAUGUACCAAAAUACUAGCCUGCAUGAUUCUAGGAUGUUUGUGCAAAGUUGAUAAUUUAACGUUUUGUGCCAGCUGAAGAGAAAUCUGUGUGAACUCCUUCCUCCUGUUCAAACCUAAUCAUUCCGGAUCCCAGAUCAGCCAAAGUAAAUAAAAUAGAAUUGAUGGAGAUGGAUAAAAGGAUUUAUAAAGCGUUUAAUCCCGAUUCCGCAUAAAAUAAGAAAAUUAGAAUCCAAUCUCCACAAAUAUUUCGGCUAAUUCAAUAGAACCAAAUCCCGUUUUAUUUGUUAGGGCUCCAGUGUGUGUCAUCAGUGUCAGACUCUUGAUCAGUCUGAAUGGUGCUUAAUGCCUGUGUGCCUGACUGCAACCAUUUGUACAUGUGUGACGGUCUUUUCUCUUCAUCCCUGUGUCUCUCUCGGUUGGAUUCUGUAAUACAGACCGGUUUGUGUGUCCCCAGCAGAGGGCACUGUGACCAUUCACAUGUCGAGUGGCUCCUAUUGCCGUUGCAAGAGUCUCUUCAAGCUUCUGCCUUAAAAGAACGUUUUAAAUAUUAAUGACAACAGUGAACCUCUAGCGAACUCUAAACGGACAUAUUUUGUGGUGUAGGAGUCUGAUUAUACUUUUUGUGUGCGUGUACCUAAAGUGUAGUGCAUUGGAGCAGAUUUGUCUUAGUUGAGGGAAGAUUGUUGCGAUCAACAGCCGCAUGAUUUUACCCUCUUUUUGAUAAAUUUACUUGAAACCCAAGCCUGUACUAAAUUAAUUUAUUUAAAUCCCUAAUAAUAAUCUUUUAUGCUGAAUUCUGUUGUUUACUUUCCAUGUUGUUUUGCACAUUUUAGAUUAUUGAAAGAUUUUGGACAAUGUAAAGAUAUGUAUUGAAACAUUAGAGGACUUAAAACAGGGUCCAUACAAUCAGUGAGGUAUAUUAUGUGUGUGUAUGAUAUACAGUAGUUACCUGCAUGUGUGUUUGUUUGUGCGUCUAUAUGUGUGAGCUAGUGUAAAGUUCACCAGAGGAAAUCUAUCAAAUAUUUAUCCCCUGUAUAGAAUCAAGGUUGAAGUUAAAUACACAUAAACCCAGUCUCUUAUGAAUUUUGUGUUAAUGAUAAUUAAUUUGACACUUAUUUUUGGGCAUAAACUAAUAAAAAAUAUUUUUCAGUGACUUGAGAUGCUCAGCUAAAAAUAGUCUUUUCGAUUCAUUAUAAAUAACAGCUGAAGCAAAAUUCACAUUAAAAAAACAUGCAUAAUUUUACCCUAUGCUGUAUGUUUAUUAAUAGACUUUUAGAAAUGUGUCGGUGUGUUCGGAACAUAGCUGGAUUAUGUUCUCAUAAGAUGUCAGUUUUGCUAUAGAUCUUUAAGCCAUAUUAGAGAAUUAAUUUCCUGUUUGUGGA
Molecule: messenger RNA, 3268 nt
Organism: Carassius auratus (goldfish)
Lineage: Eukaryota; Metazoa; Chordata; Actinopteri; Cypriniformes; Cyprinidae
Product: failed axon connections homolog
Exons: 6
Coding region: 173-1405 (410 amino acids)
Cellular component (GO): cytoplasm
Source: RefSeq, a predicted model, not a curated record